AUGCCACCCAGAAGAAAGGCAGCCGCAGCUAAAGCGCCGCCACCAUCACCACCUCCUCCUCCCUUACAAGGAUGCACCAUAGCGAUCAGUGGUACAAUACCUGGUCGUACCCAAGCUGCUAUUGAACGAGAAUUUAUCAAGGUUCUCGGUGCGACGCCGACCAAGAACGUUACGGGAGCUACCACACACCUUGUCGCUACUGAAACGGACUACAACAAACCUUCCAUUAAGGUUAAGGCUGCGCAAUCUCUUGGCGUACCCAUUGUCACUUUUCAAUGGCUCGAGGAUUCAUUAAACCACACAGCUCGCAUGGACGAGGGCUCAUAUGGCAUUGGUUCUUCUCAGCCACAAUCACAACCCCAGGUUCAAUCCCAGUCCCAAUCCAAAUCUCAGUCUAAAUCGCAAUCCCUUCCUAUACAGAAUCGUAGUACCAGAAAACGGUCAGCGGCCCAGAACUCUGCUGCCGAUGAAGAGGACGAUGACCAGGAGGAAGUGAAACCGAAAGCCAAAAAGAAGUCUAAGAUUUCCAAGGUCAAAGCAGAGAGCCAAGAAGAGGAAGAGACGAAAGAAACAAAAGUUGCCGAUGGUCAGAUCGCUAAAUCCCGAGACGCUAGAAUUCCCCUUGACGAGAUCGCCGAUACCUUGUAUUUUAAUUACGAGGUUUAUAUUGACGACAACGGCGUCAUUUUCGACGCUUCUCUCAAUCAGACCAACUCGAAAGCCAACAACAAUAAAUUCUACCGUCUCCAGUUGCUCCGAUCAGUCAAGGACCAAUUCUUCUGCUGGACCCGAUGGGGCCGUGUUGGCGAGCGUGGACAGUCCAAAACUGUCGGCGACGGCACACUGCAAGUCGCUCUUUCUGAAUUCGACAACAAGUUCAAGUCAAAGACUGGUCGCGCAUGGGUCGACCGCGGAGAGCCUCCGAAGCCUGGAAAAUACGCAUUCGUCGAGAGAAGCUACGAACCAGACUCAGAAGAUGAUGAGGACACGAAAAAGACGAAAGACGCUACUAUUAAAAAGGAGGAGGAAGAAGAGGAGAUGCCCGAGUCAAAACUUUCCAGACCGGUUCAGGAAUUGAUGCAGCUCAUCUUCAACAAGCAGUUCUUUGCGGCGACUAUGGCCGACCUUAAAUAUGAUGCUGAUAAGCUACCUCUAGGCAAGCUCAGCAAAACCACCAUCUCUCGAGGUUUUCAAGCCUUGAAAGAUCUCUCGGCCCUACUAAACGACCCAAUAUUGGCGGCAUCUCAGUACAACACUGAUUACCUCGAUGCAACAGAAAGACUCUCCAACUUGUAUUUCAGUUUGAUUCCGCACGCGUUCGGAAGGAAUCACCCUCCCGUUAUUCGUGAUUCGACACUGCUCAAAAAAGAAAUAGAACUUCUCGAGAGCUUAUCAGAUAUGAAGGACGCGUCGCUGCUCAUGAAGAAUGAACGGAAAGAAAAGAUUAAUGAGCUUGACCAACAGUUCAGAGGCUUAGGAAUGAACGAAAUGACCCCGCUUGAGCACGAUAGUCCGGAGUUUACACAACUGGUGGACUACCUGAUGGAUACACGAGGACAUACUCACUACGUCAAUUACCAGGUAUCGCAGAUUUUCAGGAUCGAGCGCGGAGGUGAAAAAGAUCGCCUGGAAACCACACAUAAGACGUACCAGGACAGACGACUUUUAUGGCAUGGCUCCCGUUGUACCAAUUUUGGUGGUAUUCUCUCACAAGGUUUACGUAUUGCACCCCCCGAGGCCCCGGUUACAGUGUUUGGAAAGGGUAUCUACUUGGCGGAUAUGUCCAGCAAGUCUGCCAACUACUGCUUCCCAUCUAUCAGCAAUGGUCAUGCACUACUCCUUCUCUGCGAAGCAGAACUCGGUGACCCAAUACAUACACUUACACACGCCUCAUCUACCGCCGCCGAGGAUUCUAAAUCGAAGGGAAUGCUAUCCACCUGGGGUCAGGGCGAAACAGGCCCGAGCAAAUGGAAAGAUGCAGAAUGCAUCCAUCCAUCAUUAAAGGGGGUGAAAAUACCCGAUACUAGCGUGAAACCCGGCCCUACUAACGUUCCUAAUGUCUAUCUUCUCUACAACGAGUACAUCUGCUACGAUAUCUCUCAAGUCCGUUUGCGAUAUCUUCUUCGGGUUAGAAUGUAG
This is a messenger RNA of Daldinia caldariorum, 2139 nucleotides long. Its product is annotated as PARP-domain-containing protein. Bases 1 to 2139 code for a protein of 712 amino acids. Gene Ontology annotation, molecular function: NAD+ poly-ADP-ribosyltransferase activity. The transcript has 6 exons. The record is from RefSeq and is a predicted model, not a curated record. Lineage: Eukaryota; Fungi; Ascomycota; Sordariomycetes; Xylariales; Hypoxylaceae.